GUAAACGUCUGACCUGGGGCCGUCGCUUAACCGUUUAGUUGCUGGGAUGGGGCGGCGUUGGGGGUGCGGCCCUGAACCGGAGGGAUUUAGAGACUGGAGACGCGGCCUCUAAGAGAGGUUGAAACUGUGUGUGUGUGGGAGAAAAUGAUAACCACCCUCCCAUCUCUCCUACCCGCCAGCCUCGCCAGUAUCUCCCACCGAGUCACGAAUCUCCCAUCUAACUCCCUCUCACACAACCCAGGCCUCUCCAAGCCUGACUUUCCCGGAAACUCCAGUCCAGGUCUUCCUUCCUCCUCCAGCCCAGGCCGGGACCUGGGGGCUCCUGCCGGAUCCAUGGGGGCGGCCAGCUGCGAGGAUGAGGAGCUGGAAUUUAAGCUGGUGUUCGGGGAGGAAAAGGAGGCCCCCCCGCUGGGCGCGGGGGGAUUGGGGGAAGAACUGGACUCAGAGGAUGCCCCGCCAUGCUGCCGUCUGGCCUUGGGAGAGCCCCCUCCCUAUGGCGCUGCACCUAUCGGUAUUCCCCGACCUCCACCCCCUCGGCCUGGCAUGCAUUCGCCACCGCCGCGACCAGCCCCCUCACCUGGCACCUGGGAGAGCCAGCCCGCCAGGUCGGUGAGGCUGGGAGGACCAGGAGGGGGUGCUGGGGGUGCUGGGGGUGGCCGUGUUCUCGAGUGUCCCAGCAUCCGCAUCACCUCCAUCUCUCCCACGCCGGAGCCGCCAGCAGCGCUGGAGGACAACCCUGAUGCCUGGGGGGACGGCUCUCCUAGAGAUUACCCCCCACCAGAAGGCUUUGGGGGCUACAGAGAAGCAGGGGGCCAGGGUGGGGGGGCCUUCUUCAGCCCAAGCCCUGGCAGCAGCAGCCUGUCCUCGUGGAGCUUCUUCUCCGAUGCCUCUGACGAGGCAGCCCUGUAUGCAGCCUGCGACGAGGUGGAGUCUGAGCUAAAUGAGGCGGCCUCCCGCUUUGGCCUGGGCUCCCCGCUGCCCUCGCCCCGGGCCUCCCCUCGGCCAUGGACCCCCGAAGAUCCCUGGAGCCUGUAUGGUCCAAGCCCCGGAGGCCGAGGGCCAGAGGAUAGCUGGCUACUCCUCAGUGCUCCUGGGCCCACCCCAGCCUCCCCGCGGCCUGCCUCUCCAUGUGGCAAGCGGCGCUAUUCCAGCUCGGGAACCCCAUCUUCAGCCUCCCCAGCUCUGUCCCGCCGUGGCAGCCUGGGGGAAGAGGGGUCUGAGCCACCUCCACCACCCCCAUUGCCUCUGGCCCGGGACCCGGGCUCCCCUGGUCCCUUUGACUAUGUGGGGGCCCCACCAGCUGAGAGCAUCCCUCAGAAGACACGGCGGACUUCCAGCGAGCAGGCAGUGGCUCUGCCUCGGUCUGAGGAGCCUGCCUCAUGCAAUGGGAAGCUGCCCUUGGGAGCAGAGGAGUCUGUGGCUCCUCCAGGAGGUUCCCGGAAGGAGGUGGCUGGCAUGGACUACCUGGCAGUGCCCUCCCCACUCGCUUGGUCCAAGGCCCGGAUUGGGGGACACAGCCCUAUCUUCAGGACCUCUGCCCUACCCCCACUGGACUGGCCUCUGCCCAGCCAAUAUGAGCAGCUGGAGCUGAGGAUCGAGGUACAGCCUAGAGCCCACCACCGGGCCCACUAUGAGACAGAAGGCAGCCGUGGAGCUGUCAAAGCUGCCCCUGGCGGUCACCCCGUAGUCAAGCUCCUAGGCUACAGUGAGAAGCCACUGACCCUACAGAUGUUCAUCGGCACUGCAGAUGAAAGGAACCUGCGGCCUCAUGCCUUCUAUCAGGUGCACCGUAUCACAGGCAAGAUGGUGGCCACGGCCAGCUAUGAAGCCGUAGUCAGUGGCACCAAGGUGUUGGAGAUGACUCUGCUGCCUGAGAACAACAUGGCGGCCAACAUUGACUGCGCGGGAAUCCUGAAGCUUCGGAAUUCAGACAUUGAGCUUCGGAAGGGUGAGACGGACAUCGGGCGCAAAAACACACGUGUACGGCUGGUGUUCCGGGUACACGUGCCCCAGGGCGGCGGGAAGGUCGUCUCAGUACAGGCAGCAUCGGUGCCCAUCGAGUGCUCCCAGCGCUCAGCCCAGGAGCUGCCCCAGGUGGAGGCCUACAGCCCCAGUGCCUGCUCUGUGAGAGGAGGCGAGGAACUGGUACUGACUGGCUCCAACUUCCUGCCAGACUCCAAGGUGGUGUUCAUUGAGAGGGGUCCUGAUGGGAAGCUGCAAUGGGAGGAGGAGGCCACAGUGAACCGACUGCAGAGCAACGAGGUGACGCUGACCCUGACUGUCCCCGAGUACAGCAACAAGAGGGUUUCCCGGCCAGUCCAGGUCUACUUUUAUGUCUCCAAUGGGCGGAGGAAACGCAGUCCUACCCAGAGUUUCAGGUUUCUGCCUGUGAUCUGCAAAGAGGAGCCCCUACCGGACUCAUCUCUGCGGGGUUUCCCUUCAGCAUCGGCAACCCCCUUUGGCACUGACAUGGACUUCUCACCACCCAGGCCCCCCUACCCCUCCUAUCCCCAUGAAGACCCUGCUUGCGAAACUCCUUACCUAUCAGAAGGCUUCGGCUAUGGCAUGCCCCCUCUGUACCCCCAGACGGGGCCCCCACCAUCCUACAGACCGGGCCUGCGGAUGUUCCCUGAGACUAGGGGUACCACAGGUUGUGCCCAACCACCUGCAGUUUCCUUCCUUCCCCGCCCCUUCCCUAGUGACCCGUAUGGAGGGCGGGGCUCCUCUUUCUCCCUGGGGCUGCCAUUCUCUCCGCCAGCCCCCUUUCGGCCGCCUCCUCUUCCUGCAUCCCCACCGCUUGAAGGCCCCUUCCCUUCCCAGAGUGAUGUGCAUCCCCUACCUGCUGAGGGAUACAAUAAGGUAGGGCCAGGCUAUGGCCCUGGGGAGGGGGCUCCGGAGCAGGAGAAAUCCAGGGGUGGCUACAGCAGCGGCUUCCGAGACAGUGUCCCUAUCCAGGGUAUCACGCUGGAGGAAGGUGGGUGUGGGACUGGGGGCUGUGAGUGUGAGUGUGUGCAAGAGAUUGCUCUGCAUGUUUGCUGAGGGCUGGAGCUGGGCUUUUCAGAGAUCGGGCAUCCCUGGUCUCUCAGGGCCAGUUGGAGGUUCCCAGGAGGCAUGUUCUUGAUGCCUGUGGCUGCCUGAAUCCAAUUAACUGAAUUCUGAAGAGUGCAUGGGGUAACUGUCUCAGCCUUUCUCCUGUCUCUGCCUCUGUCCUCUGCUCCAAAUCAUAAAAUCUCAGAGCUAGAAGCACUUUCAAGAUCAUUCCAUCCAGCGCAUUCAAUUUGCAAGUUUAGGCGUUGAGUUCCAGAGAGGGAUGGUAGCUUGCUGAGGUCCCAGUCAAGCACACUUGCCAUUGCCUCAGCUUUCCCCUAAACACGGUGUCUGUGGUCAGGGUUGGUGAGGAGGAGCUUUCCUGUUUUGCCUCUCCUUCUUCCCAUUGGCUACACCCAUCUCUGGCCCUGCUGAUACCGAUUCCCCUGACAUUUCAGGCUAAGCCAGCAGGAAAGGGCUAGGACGGGUGCCUGGGAGCCCACAUGGAGGGAGUUGGGCAAGAUUUGAUUCGGAGCAGGUGUCAAGACGUGUUGGGGAAACUGAGGCCCAGUGGAAUAGAAGCCAGUAGAGGAGGAAUCUAGAGGCCUCCUAGAUUAAGACCUGCCUGGAAUGGAUUGGGGGUGGGUCUUUGGAAAAGGAGGGGACCCACCUCUAGCCCAGUCUCUCAACUGCCCCUCCUUUACAGUGAGUGAGAUCAUUGGCCGAGACCUGAGUGGCUUCCCUGCACCUCCUGGAGAAGAGCCUCCUGCCUGAACCACGUGAACUGUCAUCACCUGGCAACCCCAGCCCCAGCCUCAGCCCUGCCCCCUUUCCCUCCUUCCUGGAGUGGUGGCUACAGAAGCUUGGGGCCAACCCUGGCUCCUCUUUCCCCAGCUUCUGUCUGUCUCACUGUCUUCCCUCCCCUCCCCCAGCUGAGGUGUGGCCCUCAGGCCUGGUGCUGCCUUGGAGGGCUGGGGGAAGGAGUGUGUGGAGGAGGGAGGAGGGUGAAGACUGAGGCUAGGUGCCAGAAUGGACUGGAGUGAAGGCGUGUCUAGAGUGUGGGCUGGCUGUUGUGCUGGAAAGCUGGGGACAGGUUGAUGGUAAUAAACUGCUCAAUGACCAGUGCUUCAGGCUCCAGAGCUCUUUGGAGAGAUGGGUUGGGGCAGCUUACUCCAGCCCUGGCCCAAGGAGGCCCAGAAGUUGGAAAGAGAUGGAAUGUGGCUGGGAACAUUGCAUCCCAAAGAGCUUCUCAGUGGAGGAGGCUGGGGAAGGCAUGAGGGGGCUCAGAGGCUCCUUGACUGGGACCAGGAUUGGGGGCCAGGGCUUGAGUAGGCCUCUCCACUCUCCUCCUUGGGGGUCCAGAUUCCUUAGGAGCUUUGGGAUGAGGCCCAGGAGGCUGCAUUUUUCCAGGUCCUUAGUCUUGCCACCACACAGAUGAUUCUGAUUCAUAGCCAAGAUGAGGACACACUGAUGUAGCUGAUCUCUCAUUUACAGAGGAGGAUUCUAAAGUUCAGAGAGGGAAAGGGGCUUGCCUGAGGUCACGUAGAUAAUCAGCAGCACAUUGAACGCUGCACUCCUGGGCUCCUGUCCCCAGCCCCCAUUCAGACACGCUGACUCAGGAGGUCCAGGCCUCUAAGGCUUCUCUCCCUGGAGUGAGGGUGGAGGUGAGGGAGAGCUGGCACAAGCCCUCCCUCUGGAUCCUCCACUCCUGGGGAUUAUGAAGAUAUUCUGGAAAGAUUUGUGCUUCAGAGGUAGACUGCAGAAAGCAAACAGUCUACCCAGCAGCUCUGAAUGUCACCUGCCCUGGGGCUUACAGCACUAUAUGAGUUCCUGGCCUAUCCUGCAAAUAUGCCCAUGCUGGCCUUCUAAAUAGCUGGUACAUCCAUCACCACUGACGGGCCUGGCCUGGAAACCUGGUUUGUCCCCUGUCUUGAUGGCCUACGAGAGGCCAAGUUCCACUGGGCUGGGAAAAGUCACUUUGUCUGUCUUGUUCACCUGGAGCCUGACACACCGUAGGUACUGAGUACAAAUAGCUUGAUUUGGCUAGGCUUGGCUGCAGGGGGACGUGCCUAAAAGACAUUCCGGGCAUUUGCACUUGGGAAACUUGCCUCACCUUCAGGCUUGUGGGGCCUCUCUAUGCCCAAUGAGUCCAGGCAGUCCUAGCAAGUACUCAGGAGAGCAGGGGUGGGUGUGACAGAGGCUGGCUCUGGAUUGGGGGACAACAGAACCAGAGUAACUCCUCGCCUGUUGCUGCUUUGCAAUGAAUUUCCUUUACCUUUCUGGAACACAAGCUGCUGUGAACCAAACUGAUAUCAAGUGAUUAGCUCACCGGGCCUUGGUUGCUUUUCAAAGAUCCCCUUCAGCCCCCUGCCAGAGUCACUGCCCCAUAAUCACCAUGUCAGAAGGGACCCUAGGGCAUUCGUGUCCUAUUUAUCAAUCUUCAGCACCACCUCUAAGAUCUCUGAGAGAGGGUGGAUCAGCCUCUGUGUAAACAAAAAGCUGUUAGGACUUGUUGCCUCUCAAGGUGGACUAUUCUGUUUUCUGCCAGGACACUGCCAUUCAUGCAUUGUCAGAUAUUUAUUAAACAGCAGCAAAGUGCCAGCCAAUUUGUCCUGGAGGAAUUCAUAGCCUCAUGGGGCAAAAGUAAAUAAACAGCUUAUUACAAUUCAA
This is a messenger RNA of Homo sapiens (human), 5697 nucleotides long. It is a transcript of the gene NFATC4, whose product is annotated as nuclear factor of activated T cells 4. Bases 145 to 3039 code for a protein of 964 amino acids. Gene Ontology annotation, biological process: negative regulation of neuron apoptotic process; negative regulation of Wnt signaling pathway; long-term memory. NCBI's taxonomy places the organism in Eukaryota, Metazoa, Chordata, Mammalia, Primates, Hominidae. Gene Ontology annotation, molecular function: DNA-binding transcription factor activity, RNA polymerase II-specific; DNA binding; transcription cis-regulatory region binding. The transcript is spliced from 10 exons. Gene Ontology annotation, cellular component: cytosol; transcription regulator complex; cytoplasm. The record is from RefSeq and is marked reviewed.